Messenger RNA from Scedosporium apiospermum, 2070 nucleotides. Its product is annotated as Formaldehyde transketolase. Gene Ontology annotation, cellular component: cytosol. NCBI's taxonomy places the organism in Eukaryota, Fungi, Ascomycota, Sordariomycetes, Microascales, Microascaceae. Gene Ontology annotation, molecular function: transketolase activity. Gene Ontology annotation, biological process: pentose-phosphate shunt. Bases 1 to 2070 code for a protein of 689 amino acids. The record is from RefSeq and is a predicted model, not a curated record. The transcript is spliced from 6 exons.
AUGUCUGGCAACAUCGACCAGCUUGCCGUCAACACCAUUCGCAUUCUUGCUGCCGAUGCUACCGCCAACAGCAAGUCGGGUCACCCCGGUGCCCCAAUGGGCAUGGCUCCCAUUGCGCACGUCCUCUUCGACAAGUUCAUGAAGUUCAACCCCAAGAACCCUGAGUGGCUCAACAGGGAUCGAUUCGUUCUUUCGAACGGUCACGGCUGCAUGCUCCAAUAUGCUAUCCUCCACCUCUUCGGCUAUGCCAUUACUAUGGACGACAUCAAGAACUUCAGGAAAGUCGGCAGCAUCACUCCUGGCCACCCUGAGGCUCAUGAUACCCCCGGUAUUGAGGUCACCACUGGUCCCCUGGGCCAAGGUAUCUGCAAUGCUGUCGGUCUCGCCAUGGCCCAGGCUCACACCGCUGCUACCUUCAACAAGCCCGGCUUCAACGUUGUUGACAACUACACAUACUGCUUCAUGGGCGACGGCUGUCUGAUGGAGGGUGUCUCUGGCGAGGCUUCGUCUCUUGCCGGUCAUCUCCAGCUCGGCAACCUUAUUGCCGUGUGGGACGACAACCACAUCUCCAUUGACGGCGACACCAACUGCGCCUUCACUGAGGAUGUAGUUAAGAGGUACGAGGCCUACGGCUGGCACGUCGUCACCGUCGAGGACGGCAACCACGACCUUGCUGGCAUGGCCGCCGCCAUUGAGAAGUGCAAGGCUGUCACCGACAAGCCCUCUCUCAUCCAGCUCAAGACCACCAUUGGCUUCGGUUCCACGCAGGAGGGCACCCAUGGUGUCCACGGCUCUCCCCUCAAGGCCGACGACAUCAAGCAGCUCAAGCAAAAGUUCGGCUUCGACCCCGAGAAGAGCUUCGUCGUUCCCCAGGAGGUCUACGACUACUAUGCCAAGCACGCCGCCGAGGGUGCUGCCGCCGAGGCCGAGUGGAACCAGCUCCUCGCCAAGUAUGCCGAAAAGUACCCUGCCGAGCAUGCUGAUCUCCAGCGCCGCCUGAGGGGUGAUCUCCCCGAGGGCUGGGAGAAGGCUCUCCCCGUCUACUCCACCUCCGACUCUGCUGUCGCCUCCCGAAAGCUCUCCGAGAUUGUCCUCAGCAAGGUCGAGGCCAUCCUCCCCGAGCUCGUCGGUGGAUCCGCCGAUCUUACUGGCUCCAACCUCACGAGGUGGAAGGGUGCUGUUGACUUCCAGCCCCCCUCCACCGGCCUUGGAGACUACUCUGGCCGCUACGUCCGUUACGGUGUCCGUGAGCACGGUAUGGGUGCUAUCAUGAACGGUCUUGCCGCUUACGGUACCAUCAUCCCCUAUGGUGGUACUUUCCUCAACUUCGUCUCCUACGCCGCCGGUGCCGUCCGUCUGUCCGCUCUCUCCCACGUCCGUGUCAUCUGGGUCGCCACCCACGACUCCAUCGGUCUCGGCGAGGACGGUCCCACUCACCAGCCUAUCGAGACCCUGGCCCACUUCCGCGCUCUUCCCAACUGCAUGGUCUGGCGCCCUGCUGACGGCAACGAGACGAGCGCCGCCUACAAGGUUGCUUUCGCCCACAAGACCUGCCCCAGCAUCAUCGCUCUCUCUCGCCAGAACCUUCCUCAGCUUCAGGGAUCCACCAUCGACAACGCUGCCCGUGGUGGUUACGUCCUCCAGGAGGUCGAGGGUGCCCAGGUAACCCUCGUCUCCACCGGUUCCGAGGUCUCUAUCUGCGUCGAGGCUGCCAAGUACCUCGCCGACAACCACGGCAUCAAGGCCCGUAUUGUCUCUCUCCCUUGCUUCGAGAUCUUCGACAGCCAGUCCAAGGAGUACAGGCUCAGCGUCCUCCCCGACGGCAUCCCCUCGCUCUCCGUCGAGGUCAUGUCCACCAUGGGUUGGGAGAAGUACACUCACGAGCAGUUCGGUCUCAACAGGUUCGGUGCCUCCGGUCCUUACCUCGAUGUCUACAAGGCGAGUUCUAGCCAGCAUCCCUUCGAGUUCACUCCUGAAGGUAUUGCCAAGCGCGCGGUUGCCACCGUCAACUUCUGGAAGGAUGUCCCUGUCAGGUCGCCCGUCAACAGGGCUUUCGAUCAGAUCAUCUAA